Messenger RNA from Diutina rugosa, 666 nucleotides. RefSeq lists its product as uncharacterized. Bases 1 to 666 code for a protein of 221 amino acids. NCBI's taxonomy places the organism in Eukaryota, Fungi, Ascomycota, Pichiomycetes, Serinales, Debaryomycetaceae. Gene Ontology annotation, biological process: double-strand break repair; single strand break repair. Gene Ontology annotation, cellular component: nucleus. Gene Ontology annotation, molecular function: DNA 5'-adenosine monophosphate hydrolase activity; single-strand break-containing DNA binding; double-stranded RNA binding. The transcript has a single exon. The record is from RefSeq and is a predicted model, not a curated record.
AUGUCCUUUAGAACGGCGUUCCAGCCCAUUAUCGACAAGCCCGAGGGCAAGCCAGGGGUGCUCUUCUACGAUGAUAAUGCCGUUAUCAUCGAAGACAAGUAUCCCAAGCUGCUACGUCACUACUUAGUGAUUCCUCGCCACGCCACCAAGACCCACGACCACCCGCUAGUGGCGUUUGACGAUGACUCUGAGUUUUACACCCUCACGAAAAAAUACGUCGACAAAUGCAUUGACCUAGUGGUGUCGUCGCUACUCCGACAGUUUCCCGACGCUACUCCCGACACCUUCCGCCCGUUCAUCCAGGUGGGAGUUCAUUCCCAGCCACUGCUUUCGAACCUUCACAUCCACGUUAUGACUCGCGACAUGUGGUCACCGGCAAUGAAGCACAAGAAACACUAUAACUCAUUCGCCACCCCGUUCUUCGUGCCGUUUGCCCGGCUUGAGCCGCGGGAGAGCACUGACGACAGUGAUGACGAUAAUGACAAUAAUGUCGGCGGUGGUGCGGCUAAUGCAGACGCUUGGUUGAAGACUGGGCUUCGGUGUUGCUACUGCGGUACUGACUUUAAAAAUAGCUUUGUCGGGCUCAAAAAGCAUCUAGAUAAAGAAUUUCGUCGUAAAUACGGCGGUCUCGGAGGUGAUCUUGACGAUUUGCGCCCUAACCAGUGA